AUGUUAGAAAUCCUUAAAAGCAUCGUUUACGGUGGUUUAAAUGAAGCAAUUGCAAGCUUAAGUAUUGUGGCAUCUGCAGCUAGUACUGAUACUGCCACAUUGAACAUUUUCGUUUUGGCACUGGCAAACUUGCUGGGUGGUCUUUUCGUCAUCGGACACAAUCUCUGGGACCUGAAAGCUAAUCAAGUAGACAGCAAAUACAAAGAAGUACUAGGGAACAAAGAUAAUUUCUUUUUUCAUGCCCCGGUUGCCAUACUCUCGUUCCUCAUUUUCGGGUUAGUACCUCCUUUGGUUUAUGGCUUCUCGUUCUCUCAUAGCGACGACAGCGACCUAAAGAUUGCAGCAGUUGCAUCAUCUUCUAUUUUAUGCAUCAUACUUCUCGCAAUUGGAAAGGCUUACAUCCAGACGCCACCAAAGUACAUCAAAAAUGUGUUGUACUAUAUCGUCAUAGGGGUUGGCGCUGCCGGUGUUUCUUACUUGGUAGGUGACUUAAUUGACAAACUUGUAGAGAAGCUUGGCUGGUUCAACUCAACUGUAGAUGGCUCUCUGCCUCUUCCUCAUCUGACUAUGAGUACAGUGAAACCUGCAUGGGAAUCCUGGUGA
This is a messenger RNA of Rosa chinensis, 603 nucleotides long. Its product is annotated as membrane protein of ER body-like protein. Gene Ontology annotation, molecular function: manganese ion transmembrane transporter activity. The transcript has 3 exons. Lineage: Eukaryota; Viridiplantae; Streptophyta; Magnoliopsida; Rosales; Rosaceae. Bases 1 to 603 code for a protein of 200 amino acids. Gene Ontology annotation, biological process: intracellular manganese ion homeostasis. The record is from RefSeq and is a predicted model, not a curated record.